This is a messenger RNA of Meriones unguiculatus (Mongolian gerbil), 5635 nucleotides long. It is a transcript of the gene Cnr1, whose product is annotated as cannabinoid receptor 1. Gene Ontology annotation, molecular function: cannabinoid receptor activity. Lineage: Eukaryota; Metazoa; Chordata; Mammalia; Rodentia; Muridae. The transcript has 5 exons. Gene Ontology annotation, biological process: G protein-coupled receptor signaling pathway. Bases 420 to 1841 code for a protein of 473 amino acids. Gene Ontology annotation, cellular component: membrane. The record is from RefSeq and is a predicted model, not a curated record.
GGGAGCCUGGGCUGCCUGCGGAGAUCUCGUAGAGUCGGGGGGCAAAUUUCCUUGUAGCAGUGAGCCAGCCCCUUGGCUGGGCGACAGGUGCCGAGGGAGCUUCUGGCCCGUGGACCGGGGGAUGCGAAGGGAACAUGAAACUAAGAGCCGGCACCAGGUGAUAAAGUUGACAUUUUAAAAAGACGUUUCUCGGUCAUUAGGCGAACUUACUGUGAUCAGGAUCUCUUAUUGCUUCAAAAGAUUGUCUCCCAUUACAAGCAAGGAACACCCACGGCUGAGGGCAGAGAGGUUGAAAGGAGAGUCACACAGUCUUUUUCUGCAAUGAUCAAGGCUGGGGCCAGCAGAGCUGCUCACAAGGGUUCCCUCCCAGCACCUCUUUCUCAGUCACUUUGAGUCUGGCCUAAUCGAAGACUGAGGUUAUGAAGUCGAUCCUAGAUGGCCUUGCAGACACCACCUUCCGCACCAUCACCACAGACCUCCUGUAUGUGGGCUCCAAUGACAUUCAGUACGAAGACAUCAAGGGAGACAUGGCAUCCAAACUAGGAUACUUCCCACAGAAAUUCCCUCUAACUUCCUUCAGGGGCAGUCCCUUCCAAGAAAAGAUGACUGCCGGAGACAAUGCCCAGCUGGUCCCAGCCGUAGACACAACAAACAUUACAGAAUUCUACAACAAGUCUCUCUCGUCCUACAAGGAGAAUGAGGAGAACAUCCAGUGUGGGGAGAACUUUAUGGACAUGGAGUGCUUUAUGAUCCUGAACCCCAGCCAGCAGCUGGCCAUCGCUGUGCUGUCCCUCACACUGGGCACCUUCACGGUUCUGGAGAACCUGCUGGUGCUGUGCGUCAUUCUUCAUUCCCGCAGUCUCCGAUGCAGGCCCUCCUACCACUUCAUCGGCAGCCUGGCGGUGGCCGACCUCCUGGGAAGCGUCAUUUUUGUCUACAGCUUUGUUGACUUCCAUGUGUUCCACCGUAAAGAUAGCCCCAACGUGUUUCUGUUCAAACUGGGUGGCGUUACGGCCUCCUUCACGGCCUCUGUGGGCAGCCUGUUCCUCACAGCCAUCGACAGGUACAUAUCCAUCCACAGGCCCCUGGCCUAUAAGAGGAUCGUCACCAGGCCCAAGGCCGUGGUUGCCUUUUGCCUGAUGUGGACCAUUGCGAUAGUAAUUGCUGUGCUGCCUCUCCUGGGCUGGAACUGCAAGAGGCUGCAAUCUGUUUGCUCGGACAUUUUCCCUCUCAUUGAUGAAACCUACCUGAUGUUCUGGAUUGGAGUCACCAGCGUGCUGUUGCUGUUCAUUGUGUAUGCAUACAUGUACAUCCUCUGGAAGGCUCACAGCCACGCAGUCCGCAUGAUUCAACGUGGAACCCAGAAGAGCAUCAUAAUCCACACAUCAGAAGAUGGCAAGGUGCAGGUAACCCGGCCCGACCAAGCCCGCAUGGACAUUAGGCUGGCUAAAACCCUGGUCCUCAUCCUGGUUGUACUGAUCAUCUGCUGGGGGCCCCUGCUGGCAAUCAUGGUCUACGACGUCUUUGGGAAGAUGAAUAAGCUUAUCAAGACGGUGUUUGCCUUCUGCAGUAUGCUCUGCCUGCUGAACUCCACCGUGAACCCCAUCAUCUACGCUCUGAGGAGCAAGGACCUGAGACAUGCUUUCCGCAGCAUGUUCCCUUCGUGCGAGGGAACCGCACAGCCCCUGGAUAACAGCAUGGGGGACUCGGACUGCCUGCACAAGCACGCCAACAACACAGCCAGCAUGCACAGGGCCGCGGAAAGCUGCAUCAAGAGCACUGUGAAGAUCGCCAAGGUGACCAUGUCUGUAUCCACAGAUACGUCUGCCGAGGCUCUGUGAGCCUGCUGCUUUUGUGGUUGCACACACACAGAGAUUCUGCUUUCCAAACUUAGAAGUCUGUUGUCUCAUCGACUAUAUUUUUUUAAGUUUACCAUGUUUAGUAAACUAGUGACAAUUACUGUGCUUACUUAGUUUGCUGACAUCUCAAUAGUUUAGGUACUUAAACUCCAUUCUCCAGGGGUUUACAGCGAAGAAAGCUUAUUACUUCAGUUACUCAAUGGUCCUUCAAAGUCCCUGAAGUGGAAGGGAAAACCUUGGCUUCGAAAAUCUGAAGUCUAACUAUCCAUCGAAAAACACCAUGAAAUAAGUAAUGCCUUUGCAACCACAACUUUCAUGAUGAUGUGGUAUGUGUCUGUCCAUAGUAUAAAACAAGUACAUUUUUACAAUAGGUAUAGUGUGAAAGUAGAGACACUUUGUAAAAUGUUUUAUGUACUGUGAAUUGUGUGUCAGUGUCUAUGCGUCAUUUUUGUCUAGAUUAGCAAAGCCAGAAUGUGGCCUCAUAAGAGCAAUGGCAUAAAGCAGUGGGUAUGUAGCAGGGCAACUCCUAUUUUGGUAGUGUUACUGCCCGUGAUACAGUUUUAGAAACUUUAGUAUUUCUUCCAAUAUCCGUAUCUAAAGUUAACAUUGAAGUAACCACAAAGCUUUAUUUUUCUGUUAAAACAACAAGAAGAAGUUGAAGACUACCCAAAGUCUUGAUCAGAAUUCAUGGACACUUAAACUGUAUUAGAAAUGCAUUUUCAUAUGAGGACAUUUAUUAUCUUCUGGACCACAGCUGUUCAGUUGGGUAAUGGAUGAUAUUCAGGAUGGAAAAGAGAAACUAUAUUGACUUUUUAAGGCUGACAUCUCUGACUUUCUUCAGUGGUUAGCUAUAACUGGACCUCUUAAGACAGCAUGUGUCAAUCUUCGUGUCCUGUUAUCACUGUGCAGUUGCUGUUUACUUGAAGUGUAUUGCAUUUUUAUGUUCCAGAUUUAAGUAGCUUUUAGGCCUGAAUGGCCAAAAACAAAAAAGAAAAAACAACAACAACAACAACAACAAAACCCCAGUCAUCUUCUCCUUAAUUGAGAAGAAAUAUUGUCUGGCUCAGUAAAAUUGUACCACGUGAGUGUGAUUGUGUUUGUGUGUGUGUAUGUGUGUUUGUGUUCUAUCUUGUAACUGUUACAGCAAUUUCAUAUAAGAGAAAACUGACCAAGUGUGGCUUGUACCACUUGCUGCACUCUUGCACACGAAUUUAGUUUCUAAAAUUGAAAUCUCUUCAUGAAACCUUUUCUAUAAAAUUUUUGAUUAGGACCAUUCAGAAAAAUGUUGCCGCCUAAGAUUAAGUGUUCUAACAACCUUUAGGUGUUUUAUAAGGCCGGCGUCCAGCAAGGUGCAAAAAUUUGGAGGACUCUUCCAGGGAGAUAAGAGUGUGGGGAUGGUAAUCACCUACUGUUGGUCAAGGUCAUGGAAAUGGAGGUCAGUAGAGGGAGAAGGUUCUAAGACCUUCCAAAGCUCCUAACAGUAACAAGGUUUAGUGGUGUGUGUAGGCAGCGUGAUCUCAGGUUAAGGAGCAUCACACACCUCAUGAGAGCCACCAGGUCCAGACCAUUUCAUUACAGAGGGUGACGAGCGGAGACUGGGGACAGCCUGUACCUGUCUUUGUUUAGGUUAAGUUUGGGCUAAGGAAAAGGCGGUGCUUCCACUAGAUGGUAUCAGAGCGUGCCAAAGCAUAAGACGAGGGAGGGUGGCUAGCUUCUGAUGAUUCCUCUGACAUGGUGCUCAGAACUGGGCCCUUUUCCAGGAAGGAGAGGUAUUGCUUUUAAGAAGCCACUUACUCUGGAUAAGUUCCACUUAUAAUCUCUCCUUGUCCAGGUUCUCACCAGUCCUGAGGACUGUGUAGCAUGAGGUGGAGAGCUAGCAUCUACCUGUGAUUUCUAGAGCUUGGGGUUCCCAGCCUGACAGGGCAGUUCCCCUUCUUGCAACCAGUGUGGCCUGAGGACCAAGCGAGGAUAUAUCCAGAACUUACCUGAGUCUCCUGCUGUCCUUCGCCGUGCACAGUCAAGGACUCGGGAUUCUGGUGAAUCAGUGUUUCCACAGGGAGGGGCACUGAUAGCUAGGGGCUAGGAAUUGCCAGCCUUGUCCUACAUCAACCUAAAUAUCAGACUACAUGUCUCUAGCUACCAGGUCGUACCACCUCUUCUCACGGCUACGUAGACCUGGUAGGAAAUUCUAGGUAUAGGCAUAAAAAACAAUCCAAGAUUCACUUUUAGAACUGUAUUUGUGUAAAUGCCAUUUUAGUGAUAGAUUUUAUAGUGUGUUGAACUCUCAAGACCUAACUCAUAUUUAAUAAGCUAAGGGACAAUGGGGCUGAUAGCACUAAACUUGGUGCUUAUUGAUACUCUAAGAAAUAUCUGUGAAAUACUAUCAUGUGUACAUUAUACUACCUUCAUUUAAAAGGACUUAAAAUUAGUUGGACCCACUUUACCAUUUCUUAUAUCAUUUCCUAACCAUAGUGACCAACACUCUCUCCCUAGGGAGUAUAGUCAUUAGAAUUACAUUCGUUAGUAUCAUUCAUUAACAAGCCCCUUAAUUAGAUUCAUUCAUGUCAGGGGGUUAAAUUUAGUCGCUUACACACUCUGGCAUCAGGGUUACCUACUUUCCUCUGACAUUUGUCCUGAACGUGCAUUCUUCAGCCAUUAUUCAUCUUAAAAGCGGGCCAGUUCCCAAACUGCUUGGCUUCUUCCAAAUGAAGACUAAGUCCCGGACUAACAGUGUCAUUUAAGCAAAGAAAGCUGCGUCCAAGAGCCCCUAUCGUAAAACAUAGUUUCACUCUAUGCAGAAGAAAUGUGGAUCUGGGCAUCUUAGACAUACGCCUGAGCCAGAAGGCUCCCAAGUACCCUGAUACUGUCAGGUUCCACUGCUAUCAAAUGCCAAGGAAUUUUUGCUGCCUAAACAUGCUCUGCAGGAAAUGGGCCCAACUACCAGGUGAGAACUAGGUCUCUGGUUACUGUUCAGUUCAUUCAUUUCUGUCAUUCCAUAUCCAUAAACAAGACCACUAACAUCAUGCACAAAAUUAGAUUUCUCAUAGUCUUAACUGUAUAUUUGUAUAUUUUAAAAUCUCCUAAAAGGCCAUUCACAGUUGCUUUGCACUGGCCUUCUGAUAAAAUGUUAACACACCUGUUGUAAUAUACACAAAACAUUCUAUCUGCUGAUUUGGACUGAAUGUAUGUAUAUAGGUUUUACAAACAAGUCAGGCGUUGAAGCAGUGGUUUGCAGAUCAGUUAUUUUCGAAUAGAGUUUGUUUCAGUUGCUGUGGUAUCUUUACAAAGCACUUUGUGUGAACUUACUGAACUCUAGGGAGUGUCCCCUAGAGAAGAAAUCUUUUCUUGUAAUAAUAUAAACCAAGAUACCAGAUUAUCUUGAUUCUCACUUCCAGUGUUUCAAGUGAAAAACAUAUCUGCUUAUUGUCUUUGUAAAUGGAGCAUCCUUCCUUUUUCUCUUAAAGAGUAUUCUACUGUUAGGUGUUUGUUGAACUGGUAGCAUCCUUGAGACUGCUGUGAUGUCUUUGUCAGUAAUCUGUAUAAUAUUUUGUAUACAAGUACUGGUAAUAUUGUUAUUAAGUGUAGCUCCAGUCAUUAAAUUACUAUAGCAAAGUAGUUCUUCUGUAAUAUUUAUGAUGUAUUAAGCCUACAGUAUAUUUUAUUUCAUUAAUGUAAUUUAAUUGUUAUUUAUUCAAGAGAAAACAGCUCAUCAUGUCUAUUGUCUAAAAUUACCUGGAAUCAAAUAAAAAUUCUAGAUUAUCAUGAAAAACACAAAA